AUGACACUGUCGUUGCCGUUGUCACUGGCGCUGCUGAUUAUGAUGAUGCUGAGUGAUGCAUUAAGUUCAUCCGAUGCUGAAACAAUACCGCCUGUACCUCCGCCACCGGCCAUGAAACGCAAUGGUAGCAUACGCAGUCUACGCUUGUUGCAACAUCUGCAACAACAGCAUCAACAGCAACAACAACAUCAACAACAGCAGCAACAACAACAUCAACAGCAUCAAAUAAAUCCAAGAUCAUCCUCCAUACAUUGUAAUGGCAAACAAACAAUGGCGGCCCAAGACAACGCACAGCACCUUCAACACUCGAACAACAACAAUACCCACAACAAUAGCAACAGCGCCAACAACAACCAUAGCAGUGGGUCCAUUGCCACCCUGUGUAGCGGUGAUUUACUGAACGACUGUGCCAAAAGUGUUCACGAUGUAAGGGCUGUGAUUGACGACUGCACCACUUCCAUAUUGAAGUGUGCCAAUGCUGUGAGUUCGGACAUCAUGUCGACGACCAGUACAACGACAAACGGAAGCUAUAAGCCGCAGCAUGCAGCCACACUGGCCACCCUGGCCACGCACAGUAAACCCGAUGUCUGUCAUGUAACAAAGAGUUCGGCUGCUGCCGCUCCAUUUGGUCACUAUCCCCCGCCCUAUCCCGUGCACGAUGACAUCAUCGUACCCCGUAGCCAAAAGUCAGAUCCCUCGCUGUGCUUUCUGCACAAGAGUUCAUCGGGAGCCAUAAAUGUGGGACCACCGCCGCUGCUGCCGCCGUCAAUGAUGGGCGCUUAUCAUACCACAGAUUUCCAUCUGUCACAGCGCGACUUGCAACAGAAGCUGCAACAGUACAAGAACAGCAGCCGGCUGAGCCUUAGUAAAUACAACACCAUAGGACCGAGCAGUGACUAUGCCCGCCAGCUGGCACUAUACUCCUCACAGCAACAGCAGCAGCAACAGCAAUCCUUAUCCCAGUAUCCUUUUCAGCAACCACAAACUCAAUAUGCCACAAUGCGUCCUUUGGGUGCCGGCGAACGUUGUCGCUGUUUCUCGAAAUCAUGGUCGAAUUUUUCGCGUGAUUUCAUGCAAUCGUCGCUGUGUGCCAACCACGACAAUCACGCCAUGCCGCAGCAACAGCAGAUCUUCCACACCGGCUCGACCGCUGCCACGGGCAAAGGUAGGCCUGAACCAACAGCCAGUUCCCUAUUGAGGUCAUCGUCCGCCUAUAAUAGUCGUAGUUUCAAUAAUCUUGCCGACAUUAUGGACAAUUACAGUUAUGACACGAUGACAUCUUCAUCACUACUGCAUCAACAUCCCCAUCAUCACAAAAUGCAUGGCAACAAUUCACAGAUUUGCAACGGCACCACCACCACCAACAACGCCACCACCCUCAUAUCGAACAACAACGGCAACAGCAGUAGUAGUGGCCUUAAAGAUAACAAACUGUUACACGGUCAACAUCAGCAUCUCCAUCAGCACUAUCCCCCCACACAGCACAAAGAUUUCCAUUGUAAUGAUCAUCUGGUGGUCGACGGCCAUCAGCAUCACCAUCAUCAUGCGCUGGUGGGCAGCGGCAGUGGCCAUUUGCUUAAAUCGGCCUCGCUGUCAUCGGAGAAGUUUCAUCAGAGCAAUGGCACAGGCAAUCACCACCAUCAUCCGGCCCAUCAUUCAAGUUUGACUAGCAUAAUGCCCUGGAAACAUCGACAGAGUCCUAGUCGUGGUUCUUCCAGUUCGGGUACUAAUUCAUUUCGAUUCGAUGCUGCAAAACAUUGGCUGGCUGUUAGUUCGAUACUUUUAAUAAUCGGUGCUGCAAGCGUUGCAGUGCCAUUGGCUUUAAGAGUGGCUGCAAGUGCUCCAUUCGAAGAACGUCUACGUGUUGCCCUACAACUAUUAGAUCAAGUGCCUUUAAUUGAUGGGCAUAACGACCUACCCUGGAAUAUACGAAAGUUCCUGCACAAUAAACUGAAUGACUUUAACUUUAAUGAAGAUCUCAGAGAAGUUGCGCCCUGGAAACGCAGCCACUGGAGCCACACCGAUUUGAUACGACUGAAAAAGGGCAAAGUAUCGGCCCAGUUCUGGGCUGCCUAUGUUCCAUGUGAGGCCCAACAUCGAGAUGCAGUACAACUAACAUUAGAACAAAUCGAUGUUAUCAAACGUUUGACAGAUCGUUAUUCACCGCAACUGACGACCUGCACCUCAGCACAAGAAAUCAUCGAAGCCCACAAGAACCAUCAGCUUUGUUCGCUGACAGGCGUUGAAGGUGGACAUUCGUUGGGCGGUUCAUUGGCUGUGCUGAGGACUCUAUAUGCCAUCGGUGUUCGGUAUAUGACACUGACAUCGACGUGUCACACACCAUGGGCGGAUUCCAGUUAUGCGGAUGCACCAACGUUCAACGUUAAACAUGGAGGUUUAACGAUAUUUGGCAAGCACACCAUUCUACAACAAUACUAA
Molecule: messenger RNA, 2439 nt
Organism: Musca domestica (house fly)
Lineage: Eukaryota; Metazoa; Arthropoda; Insecta; Diptera; Muscidae
Product: nucleomorphin
Exons: 8
Coding region: 1-2439 (812 amino acids)
Biological process (GO): proteolysis
Molecular function (GO): metallodipeptidase activity
Source: RefSeq, a predicted model, not a curated record